Molecule: messenger RNA, 219 nt
Organism: Aspergillus neoniger CBS 115656
Lineage: Eukaryota; Fungi; Ascomycota; Eurotiomycetes; Eurotiales; Aspergillaceae
Exons: 2
Coding region: 1-219 (72 amino acids)
Source: RefSeq, a predicted model, not a curated record
AUGCGGAUCUUACGAUUUCUUCAGAAACAAGCAUCGACAAAGAAUGAAUACGGGAAAUCUCAAUACCAGCAGAGCUUCGAGAGUGUGCUGCGUCCAGCCCAAACUGCGGAUUUCGACAAAUCUGACCGGGCAGAGGCGAUCAAGCGGCAAUUUAGAAAUGAUAUAUAUGAUAUGGGUGGACAGCUUUGCAGUCUUCCCAUCUGCGCUUUUAGGUAUUGA